AUGUCUCAAUAUGCAGCUUUGGAGGUGCCAUCUAAUGGCGAUCAUAGCAAAGGGCCAGCACUGGAAGCCGUGAAUCUGGCGUCGUUCUGUCUCGCAGCUGUUGUGGUUACCGCAAGAGUCCUAUAUCGCAUGGUGAAGACCAAGCAAACAUCAUGGGACGAUUAUACAAUAAUUAUAAGCACAGUCGCGGCGGCUCUCAACACGGCCUUCAUCGUCAAAUACGUUGAAUCCGGCGGAGGCAGGCACGCUUACUACCUAGGCAUGAGUGCUCUAGACGCAAAGAAAUGGAGUACGGUCGCUCAGAUACCGUUCAUUCUGUCCACGACACUCACCAAAGUGUCGAUCGCGCUCAUGAUCCUAAGGAUCUCGAACAGCCGGAAGCUCAAGUGGUCGAUGGCUCCCCUAAUUGCCAUCGUGGUCUGCGUGAAUUUUACGGGCCUCAUUAUGCUCGUGGCGGGAUGCACACCGUUCGAAGGACAGUGGAAUUACAUGAUCCAGCGCAAGUGCUGGCCACGAGAGGCGAUGAUGAGCCAGAAUUGGCUUCAAGGGGCCGUGUCAAUCGCCAGUGACUUCAUCUAUACUUCGCUCCCCAUCUUUGUGGUGUGGGGCCUCAAUAUCACGAGGAGACAGAAGGUCGCGAUCAGUGGACUUAUCGCGUUAGGUCUUUUGUGGAUAUCCCAUCUCCGAAGAAAGUACCAGCGCUGA
This is a messenger RNA of Trematosphaeria pertusa, 705 nucleotides long. RefSeq lists its product as uncharacterized. NCBI's taxonomy places the organism in Eukaryota, Fungi, Ascomycota, Dothideomycetes, Pleosporales, Trematosphaeriaceae. Bases 1 to 705 code for a protein of 234 amino acids. The transcript is spliced from 3 exons. The record is from RefSeq and is a predicted model, not a curated record.